Molecule: messenger RNA, 5451 nt
Organism: Oryzias latipes (Japanese medaka)
Lineage: Eukaryota; Metazoa; Chordata; Actinopteri; Beloniformes; Adrianichthyidae
Source: RefSeq, a predicted model, not a curated record
AGCGCUGUUGAAGAAGAAAAAACGGUCAACGAACGCAGCUUUAUUGUGAAACGGAAAAAGCAUUUCUGGUUUUGACUUUUAUUUUGAAUGAGAAACAUAUGCUUGGGCGGGGUAGACUUAACUUUAACUUAACUUUACUUAUAGAAUUGUAACGAUUCAGAGGAUAAAGAUAAAACAAAUGCCAUUGUAGAACAGUGUUUAAAGUUGUAAAUAAUUGAUUUCCAGUAAAGUGAUUCACUAUUUUGUAUUUUAAAAAGCCAAAGUUCCGAUUAAAUAUCACAAACCAAACUUUCGGUAGUUUUGAUUGACAGGUUCUGAGUCACGUGAAAGAUGAGUAAGCAGCACGCGGGAGAAGGCGCGCGAAUGUAUUCUUUUGUCAGAAACGAAAGUGAAAGCAUCCUCGUUGUUUCAGGGCUGAAGAAGAUCCGUUUGAAUCGCGGCAGCUGCAGGAUGAGAGCGCGGAGUAAUAGGAGCCUCCAGGUGUGUCCCUGCUGCGGCUGGUCCAAAGUCACCUCCUAUCGAGGCCUGAGGAUCCACCAGGGCAAGAUGGGAUGCACUCAGAAAGGGAUGAGGGUGAUGGAACACCAGCAGCAGUACUUGUGUGAACAGAAGCAGCAAUACUUGUGUGAACAGAAGAUUCAGUGGAACCUAACGCUGAAUGUUGACUGCGUUGUCAAAAUUGAAAGCCUAGAUGUUCCUGACCCGAGCCUCCAGGUCUGUCACUGUGGCUGGACCAAAAGAACCACCUAUCAGGGGUUACUGAUUCAUCAGGGGAGGAUGGAAUGUACCUUGAAGGGAGCAAUGAUCCCAGAGAAAGAGAAAUAUGACUCCAGACAUAACACAGAAGAGAAGGAACAUCAGUGGAAACCUCUUCCAGAGAUGUUUCCAGAAGGACUGAGGGGAAGCUGCAGAAAGAGCUCUGCUGCAGCAAAGAUGGAGUACUCUUCUCCAGAACCUCCACACUCGACUCAGAGAGGAUACUCAGCCCGGUACCUGGAGGCCCCGCAGGCCCUCACCCAGAAGGCAGUCAGUGAAGAAAUGCAGAUUCACCACAGAAUAAAGAGGGAACCAGAAUCACAUCCUGUCUGGAGAACUGCUGAACAAGCUCCUGAGCUACAGCGUCAGGAUUUCUGCUCUGACCUGCAGGUAGAACAGGUGGACAGACCUGUCAAAUCACCUCCACUUGUGGGCCAGUCCAAGAAGAGACAUAGAUCUGUGGUUCGACCCAAGAAAAAAAAUCAAUCUGUUUUCCACCCUAAGAACAGAAGUCAACCUGUGGUUCAGCAAAAGAACAAAGAGUCACCUGUGGCUUUGUCCAAGAACAAAAUUUCACCUGUGGUCUGGCCCAAGACCAUAGAUACGCCUUUGGUACGGCCCAUGAAUCCACAUGUGGUGCAGCCAAAGAUUAUAGAUCAACUUGUGGACCAGCCCGAGACCAAAGAACCACCUAUAAUCCAGUCCAAGAAAAAAAAUCCACCUCAGGUCCUUCCCAAGAACAAACAUCCACUUGUGGUUUUGCCCAAAAACACAGAUCCGCCUGUGGUCCUGCCUAAGAACAAAAAUCCACCUAUGGUCUGGCCUAAGACCACAGAAACACUAUUGGUACGGCCCAUGAAUCCACAUGUGGUGCAGCCCAAGAUUAGAGAUCAAUUUAUCGACCAGCCGGAGACCAAAGAUCCACCUAUAGUCCAGUCCAAGAACAGAGAUCCACCUCAGGUCCUUCCCAGGAACAAACAUCCACCUGUGGUUUUGCCCAAAAACACAGAUCCGCCUGUGGUCCUGCCUAAGAACAAAAAUCCACGUAUGGUCUGGCCUAAGACCACAGAAACACAAUUGGUACGGCCCAUGAAUCUACAUGUGGUGCAGCCCAAGAUUAAAGAUCAAUUUGUGGACCAGCCGGAGACCAAAGAUCCACCUAUAGUCCAGUCCAAGAACAGAGAUCCACCUCAGGUCCUUCCCAGGAACAAACAUCCACCUGUGGUUGUGCCCAAAAACACAAAUCCAUCUGUGGUACUGACCAAGAACACAGAUCUGCCUGUGGUCCUGCCCAAGCACAAAUAUCCACCUGAGGUCUGGCCCAAGACCAUAGAUUCACCUUUGGCACACCCCAUGAAUCUACAUGUGGUGCAGCCCAAGAUUAGAGAUCAAUUUGUGGACCAGCCGGAGACCAAAGAUCCACCUAUAGUCCAGUCCAAGAACAGAGAUCCACCCCAGGUCCUUCCCAUGAACAAACAUCCACCUGUGGUUGUGCCCAAAAACACAAAUCCAUCUGUGGUCCAGACCAAGAACACACUUCCACUUGUGGCCCUGCCCAAGCACAAAUAUCCACCUAUGGCCUGGCCCAAGACCAUGGAUACACAUUUGGCACACCCCAUGAAUCUACAUGUGGUGCAGCCCAAGAUUAGAGAUCAACUUGUGGACCAGCCCGAGACCAAAGAUCCACCUAUAGUCCAGUCCAAGAAAAAAAAUCCACCUCAGGUCCUUCCCAAGAACAAACAUCCACCUGUGGUUGUGCCCCAAAACACAAAUCCACCUCUGGUCCUGACCAAGAACACACUUCCACUUGUGGCCCUGCCCAAUAACACAGAUGUAUCUUUGUCCAAAAUCAAAGAUACAUCUGUGCUCCUGCCCAAGACCACAGAUCCACCUAUAGUCUUAUCCAAGAACCCAGAUCCACCUGUGGCUUUCUCCAAGAACAGAGAUCCAUCUGUACAGGGAGAGAAACAUCCACAUCCAGUACUGGUGGAACUCCAGAAUGCUUUACAGAGAAAACAGUCCCUCAGUGAAGAAAGAGAGAAAGAACUGGAAACAAAAGAUAUAUCAGCUGUGGCUCUAAGCCCAUCUGGAACAAAGGUUGCUGUGGGAAACAAGUCAGCAGCAUCAGGACUUUCUGAGAGGAAACAGCCAAACCUGAAGAAGCUCUCUUCUGGGCAGGAGAAUAUAUCGCCCCAUCCUGUAAUCCAGACAGAAAUGGAAUCAUCUUUAUUCUCAACAAAGCUGAAAGACUUUGAGAGGAUCCCGGUUGGAGCAGGUGCUCAGCCAACCAUCAAAGUCAAGGAGAAGGAGGUGAGCCCAACAAAACCUCUGGUCCCCCUGAAGCUGAAAGUUCAUAGUUGUUUGGUCGCAGUUCAAGCAGUGGAAGAGACAGGAGUCCUGUUCCAUGAGGAGGAAACAGAGAAUCAGAGUGUCACUGGCGUCAGACGUGCUACCACACCCUCCUCAUCCUUAGCACAGGAUCCAGCAUCACUUUCUGAAGCUGCACCGGGGGAUUUCUCUGCUGGCAUGAAGGUGAAGGAUCUGGCGCAGAUGUUUUCAGGAAUGUCAGCCAAAAUUGGAUCAAACAAGAAGAGGGAACCCAAAGAAGUACACCAGCUCUCACAGAGUGUCAAAGAAACCACAAGCACAGCGGAGUCCUCCCAGACUGAAGUCUCUCAGGAGGUUCCAUUAUUAUCUGAACCACCCACUCUCAUUACUGACAUGAAGGUGAAGGAGCGGCUUCAGAUGUUUAAAAGUCUGGAAAGCAAAACUCCUAAAAAGAAGCAGCAACUCUUCCAGGUAAAGACUCAUGCUCGUGGAAUUUCAUUUGCCACUAAGGAGGAAACAAUGCUGGCGAAAAAGACAAACAGAGAGGAGCAAAAAGGAGUGAAGACGUUUGGAAAUCUCGUCACUGCUGUCAGCAAACAGAAUUUAUCUGCAGUCAAACCCACAGCGGGGAGGAAAGCCACAACAAGCCUGAAGGUGAAGGACCUCGUGCAGAUGUUUUCUGCUUUAUCAGUUCCACCAAAGUAGAGGCUGGAAGGAAGCAGGAAACCAGCAGCGCACACGAUAACCCGCCCUGAACCUACAGCUGUGAGGGGAGACAGGAAGUGAAAGUCCUCUGCUGUGGUCCUAAUGCGAACGCUUCACAAAAUGUGUUUAGAGCAGCAGCAGUUCAGCUGCAUGUAUGUAACUUUAGGAUAUGUCUCAGCCAUGAAACCUUUGCUGAUGUUCCUCAACUGCUUCACCCUCAGGUUUCUGCCGGCACAGCUUAAACAUGCAGAAGUUAGAGAUUAAUGCGUGCUUUAAGCUGUUUGAUUUUAAAGUGGAGACUUUUAUUCAGAAGAGGUUACUUGUCCAGAAAAUGUCAGAUAAGAAAACAUCAGUUUACCUUAAGGAUAAUGGAGAACAUAAAAUAUCAAACCAGUUAGUGAUUAAUUCAUUUUGUACAUCUAUUUAUCAGGAACUCAAAAACAGGAAAUAAAAAAGAAGGAAAUGAAUUGUUCAUAGUUCUGAAGAUGCUGCAAAGCUCCAAAUCUAGUCCUUUCCGAACUCUGAUGGAGAUCCAUCAGCGGUUCUGAGAGUCUGUGUGUGUCUGUUCCCAUCACUUCUUCAGAACCUUGUUGGCUGAGCGCCAGCCUGAAAGCCUGAAGGAGCAGGACUUUUGCUGUGAGCAGCCUUUCUGCUGGGAGUAACUCAUUACUAAAGGACCGAAUCACAAAAACACACAACUUUUUGCUUUGAUAAAGUACAGGAAGGAAUUAGUGCAAUAUUCUUCCAAAGAAUUUUUGACUUUUUACAUCAGACCAGUCGCUUAAAGUUUUAAAAAAAGAGACAAAGAGGCAUUUCCUAAAGAAGAAAUGACACAAACCGAAUCUGUUUAAAGAUCAUGCUCAGGCUGUUUAGGCUUCAAUAAUCCAAAAAUGUUUGUGUUCCUAAUAAAUGUAUCCAUUUCUGUUUGUAUCUUUCUGCUUUAUCCAUGCCUGUACUUCUUUAUUUGAUCUUUUUAUCUAAAGAUUCAAGAUCAAAAAUUGUUCUUCAAGCAAAUAGCCUUUAUUUUCAUUCGUGUGGACUAAACUGCUUUCAUUUGACUAAAAAAGAGGAUUUUUUUUAACUUUAUAUUUUUUUUAUUUACUUUAAAGAAAAGGGGGAUUUUAAUAGUAAUACGUUUACCAUAAACCUUCAUCUUAAUGUAAAACUCUACAUGGUAUGUUUGUCAUUUUAGACUAAUGUAUAGAAAGCUACUUGAAAGAAGGUGCAGGACUUUGAAUUUUAUUUUAAGGAAUUACUUUUGAACAAUAAUAAGAAGUCAUGUGGAAUGUAUUACAGUUUGGAAGUUCCCUGUGAUCUGUUUUUCUUUUCCUGGCUGCUGUGCGGCUGGACCGCUGCUGGCUUUCACUGCUCGUGUUUAUUUUUGCUCCUUCCUCUGGUUUUUUAUCUGCCCUAAAUAAAGGCUCUGUGUGUUUGCUCCAUGUGAGCCGUCGGAAGCCUGUCCCAUUUCAAGGAGUUUCUAUAUUAUACUGCAUGCAGAGCUAACCAUUAUUUUAUGACAUCUAACAAAAUUAAUCACACCAAAGAUCUUAUGAAAUGUAAAAAAAAAAUCAAAGGAAUAAAAACCUGAUUUGAUGGUUUUGAAAACUAAAGCUAUGUUUUUUCAUUUCCUGGAUUCCUAAAUAAAAUAUACAUUGGGAAAAU